Molecule: messenger RNA, 740 nt
Organism: Megalops cyprinoides (Indo-Pacific tarpon)
Lineage: Eukaryota; Metazoa; Chordata; Actinopteri; Elopiformes; Megalopidae
Product: chloride intracellular channel protein 4-like
Exons: 6
Coding region: 108-740 (210 amino acids)
Source: RefSeq, a predicted model, not a curated record
UUGACGUAGCUGGGAAAAGGAUCGGAUUUCCUCAUAUUGAGCUCUUUGUUAAGGCAGGCAGUGAUGGAGAGAGCAUUGGAAACUGCCCCUUCUCUCAAAGACUCUUUAUGAUCCUAUGGCUGAAAGGGGUCAUCUUCAAUGUCACUACUGUGGAUCUUAAGAGGAAACCAGCUGACUUGCAGGACCUGGCUCCAGGUACCAAUCCGCCAUUUGUCACAUUUAAUGGAGAGGUGAAGAUCGAUGUCAACAAGAUCGAGGAGUUCCUGGAGGAGAAGCUGGUUCCACCACGAUACCCCAGACUGGCCACAAAGCAUCCAGAGUCAAACACUGCAGGAAUCGACGUGUUCGCAAAGUUCUCUGCUUACAUCAAAAACCCUCGCAAGGAUGCCAAUGAUGCCCUGGAGAAGGCACUGCUGAAGUCCCUGAAAAGGCUGGAUGAGUACCUGAAGACACCUCUCCCAGAAGAGAUUGAUGCAGACAGUACCGAUGACUUGCCAGAGUCUACCCGCAGCUUCCUAGAUGGACCAGAACUCACCCUGGCAGACUGCAACUUGCUGCCCAAACUACACAUCAUGAAGAUUGUGGCCAAAAAGUACAGGGACUUUGAGAUCCCUGAGGACAUGACUGGAGUGUGGCGUUACCUGCAGAAUGCGUACGAGAGAGACGAGUUCAUCAACACCUGCCCUGCUGACCAUGAGAUCGAGUUCGCCUACCUGGAUGUUGCCAAGAGGAUUAAAUAG